AUAAAAAUAUAUAUCCGCUCCAUACAUAACCAUUUCAGUAUUAUUUGCUUACGUUCAUAGAACAUGUUAACGAUGUUAACUCUCUUAACAAAAGUGAUUCUGAUCUUGGGUAUCCUUGGAAAGGUAUCGUCAGACAUCAAUCAGGACUUGAGGAUAAUAGGUGGACAAGAUGCUGAUAUUGCAGACUAUCCGUAUCAACUAUCCCUGAGCACUGAGGAUAUAGGACAUUUUUGUGGAGCAGUUCUUAUUUCACCAACAUGGGCACUAUCGGGGGCACAUUGCAUGUUAUAUCUCAACGCUUCUUCGAUUACUGUUCUCUCCAACUCUUCCUCUAUCAACACGGGACUGAGAACAGCUGUAUCAAAAAUAAUUACCCAUGAAAAAUACGACUACGAUUCUGCAAGAAAUGAUAUAGCUCUUCUUCAACUAACAACACCUAUCAUCUGCUCCAAUUGUCAGAUAAUUAAGUUAGGGGCCGCUGAACCUCGAAAAGAUGAAAUGAUAACGAUAACAGGCUGGGGAACCACGAACUCGAAUGAUACCCUUACAGGAUCUGAUCAGCUCCAAGCUCUCAACAUUUCAGUCAUCGAUACAAGUAUAUGUCAGGAAAAUUAUAAUAUCAGAGGUGAUAUCAUCACGGAUGGGAUGUUUUGCGCUGGCAACCUCGAAGGAGGAGAAGAUGCCUGUGUUGGUGACUCUGGUGGACCUGGUGUCAUAAACGGAAAGGUAGCUGGUAUCGUUUCUUGGGGACAUGGUUGCGCAGAACCAGGCUUUCCUACGGUUUACACAAAAGUUUCUGCCUAUUUGGAUUGGAUAUACCAACACAGUUCUAUCAAACCUUGAAUAUAUACCAUUUUCAUAUUAUUGUUGAUAUUGAUUUAUAGAUACAGUAUUUCCACAGUACAUAUUCGAUUCAGAUGUGAAGAUGUAUGAGUUUUUUUUUCACU
This is a messenger RNA of Phaedon cochleariae (mustard beetle), 947 nucleotides long. The record is from the annotation of a GenBank genome assembly. Lineage: Eukaryota; Metazoa; Arthropoda; Insecta; Coleoptera; Chrysomelidae.